GUCGGAAUCAUCGCAGCCAGCAUUAACCGCCACACCAUCAUUCCUUCAUACAGGUCUACGGCCAUGUUGAGACCUCGCACCAUUCGACCGCUGUCGCGAUCAAUACGCAACACUACUCAACGAGCAGCAGCAUGUCAAAGCCGUAGGGGACUGGCAACAACGGUUGCAGAGGAACAGGACCCUGUUGAUCUGGAUCAACUCACCACCCUUCCCAAUGGCAUCCGUGUCGCGACCGAGGCUCUCCCUGGCCCUUUCUCCGGUGUGGGAGUCUACGUGGAUGCUGGUUCCAGAUUCGAGAACGAUGCGCUGCGCGGAGUGAGCCAUAUCAUAGAUCGACUCGCCUUCAAAUCGACGAAAUCAACAAGUGGAGACCAAAUGAUAGAAAAGAUGGAAUCGUUAGGUGGAAACAUCCAGUGCGCUUCGUCGCGGGAGUCUUUGAUGUACCAGUCUGCAUCCUUCAACUCCGCCGUCCCUACCACGAUUGGAAUCCUCGCAGAGACCAUCCGCGACCCGCUCAUCACCGAAGACGAAGUACAGCAGCAGCUCGAGACUGCCGAUUACGAGAUUGGAGAGAUAUGGUCGAAACCAGAGCUCAUUCUCCCUGAAUUGGUCCAUAUGGCUGCGUAUAAAGAUAACACUCUGGGACAUCCGCUGCUCUGCCCGAAGGAGCGUCUACCCUUUAUCAACCGGCAGGUGGUGGAGGCCUACCGCAAGGAGUUCUACAAGCCGGAGAGAAUGGUCGUUGCUUUCGCAGGUGUGAAUCACAAUGAGGCAGUCCGGUUAACACAGGAAUACUUUGGUGAUAUGCAGAAGGGCACCGGCCCUGCUCUCGUGAGCCCCAGUCAGGACAGCACCAUCUCCAGCAGCGCGCCCUACGAACAUACAUUCACAGCUUCCCACCCUACCCCCAUGGGCGCACCCCCUCAGAGCUCGAAAUUGCUUUCUAAGAUCCCCUUCUUUAAGAAUCUCUCCACUUCCGCGACAUCCCAAGCUUCAGUGCAGACCUCCCUCGAUCUCAACUUCCCACCAAUCGAUACUUCCACACCAUCCCACUAUACCGGCGGCUUCCUCACGCUUCCUCCGAUCCCACCGCCGGCCAACCCCGCUCUGCCUCGCCUCUCGCACAUUCAUCUCGCCUUCGAAGCCCUCCCCAUCAACUCUCCCGACAUCUACGCCCUCGCCACGCUACAAACCCUUCUCGGAGGUGGAGGAUCCUUCUCUGCCGGAGGUCCCGGAAAGGGCAUGUACUCGAGGCUGUACACCAACGUACUUAACCAGCAUGGCUGGGUCGAGUCCUGCAUUGCCUUCAACCACUCUUACACGGACUCGGGAUUGUUUGGCAUCGCAGCGUCAUGCGCGCCAGCACUGGUGGCCCAGAUGUUGGAGGUCAUGUGCCGCGAGCUAGUCUCUCUCUCCGACGAGACGGGAUACGCAGCACUCAAGGAGGGCGAGGUCCAGCGGGCGAAGAACCAGCUCCGCUCCUCAUUGCUCAUGAACCUGGAGUCACGCAUGGUGGAGUUGGAGGAUCUCGGCAGGCAGGUACAAGUCCACGGACGCAAGGUCGGCGUCAAGGAGAUGUGCAAGAAGAUCGAAGCUGUCACGGUCAAGGACCUACGUCGGGUCGCCAGGGAGGUGUUCGGUGGGCAAGUGCAGAACCUUGGGGGUGGAAGUGGAGCGCCAACAGUGGUGCUUCAGGAGGGUGAGCAGGAGGGAUUGAACAGGAAGGACUUCCAAUGGGACGACAUCCAGGCUCGGAUUGCUAGGUGGCAAUUGGGACGACGAUAGAUCGACGCAAGGGACAGCAAACAUCAUGUAUGAACCUUUUGUACAAUACGAAUAGAAGCAUUAUCAUGGCAAUAUAAAAAUGAAUGUAAAGUACUUAGCACAAC
Molecule: messenger RNA, 1889 nt
Organism: Aaosphaeria arxii CBS 175.79
Lineage: Eukaryota; Fungi; Ascomycota; Dothideomycetes; Pleosporales
Product: mitochondrial-processing peptidase-like protein subunit alpha
Exons: 2
Coding region: 64-1785 (573 amino acids)
Cellular component (GO): mitochondrion
Molecular function (GO): metal ion binding; metalloendopeptidase activity
Source: RefSeq, a predicted model, not a curated record